AUGAAAUCCCUAUUUUUGUUAUUGUUUCUACCACUUCUGGUACACUGUCAACGAGAAUUGGAUUGUGGUUUCUUGAAUUCCACAUUCGAGUUCAAGGAUUGGGAUAAUGUUGAAAAAAGCUAUGUCGGUGGAUGUUGUACUUUCGAAUGUGUUAAGAUUCUUGACCGAAAUGAUAAGGAUUGGAGAGAAUCGAUUAACACGCGGGCAAUGUUUGUCAGUGAAUUAUACCGUGACGGAAACUGUUGCAAUGAUACUCCGUCGACCGUUGGGACAACUGAGACUUCUAGAUUGACGACGAUUACUACCACUUCUAAUAAUACCACUUUAAUUCCUACCACCUAUCACAGUGUCAGUCAAGAAAAAGUAUUAGGACCUGGAGGAGCUCCUGGAGGUUCUAGAUCAAACGACAAGGCAGGCUUUGAUUUCGAAACAACUACUUUAUCUUCUACAACUCCCAUCAGCACUGUUCUUCCCACAACUACUGAAUCUUCUUCUACUCGUUCCCUUCUUACUGGCAAUCUCGAAUGUGGUGCUCUUACAAACACUCCUUGUUGUACACCGGUCAUAACGAGAUGUCUUACUCGAGAGACAAAUGAUUGGUUGAGCUACGGCAGUAUUGAUGAAUUUGGAAAAGAUUUGAAAGACUGUGGAUGUUUUUUAACGACUACUGGUACAACUACCAGCACAGAAACACCUACAACUCCUUCAAACUCCUCAAGCUGUGGUUGGCUUGCCACCUCGUUCAACCUUGAUGCGUACACUAUUAAUGGAGGAACCGAUUUCUCCUACAAUGGAACAUGUUGCUCGGAUGUUGCAGUCAACACUUUGAAAAACGGACAUGAACUGGUUUUGAACACCAACAGUAGAUACAAUCAAUGGGAUUAUUUGGUGAAUUUAUUGUAUUGUGUUGAAGGAGCUUGCACUGAUCCGCCACGUUGGGAUAAUUGCUCGAGGUCCUCCACUUCAUCUUCUUCAUCAACAUUCCCUCAAACCACCACUUCAUCAAAGUUGACAACCUCUUCCGGCCGUACCACUGAUUCUAUCAUCAUCUCAACUGAUAGAGAGACGUCUUCCACUCCAAGCUCAAUCGCUGCAUCGAUCGAAACUGGAAAAGGAGACAACAACGAUGAGACGACUACUAUGGCAACGACUAGUACUGGAUCCACAUCUGAAACGAAGAUCACCACUGACGUCGAGUCGUCUUUAGGAACCACCAGCACCAAGUUGAGCUCAGAAGGAAGUACAGGGACUGGAAGCACCGGAAUUGAGACAACAACUCUGACGGCAACGACGCCUUCGUCUGUAGGAUCUACGACAACUUCCGAAGCAUCCACCACAGUCAGCACCGCCACUUCCUCAACACCGACCUCUGCAACUGAGACGACCGCAACGGAGAGUAGCGUGACAACUUCUGAAGACUCCACGACCGCAUCAACAUCGACCACGUCAUCUACACCGACAACGUCGCACACUUCUUUCUCUUCCCGCUCCUCUGACACCACUGAAACCACCAUGACAACACCGACAGCAUCGACCACAACAGUGACUGAAAGCUCGACAACUCCAACUUCGACAACAACGGAAUCCAUGUCAUCGGCGUCCACGACCUCCGGACAGACUGAACAAUCAACACCAACCACAGAAGUUACUGGAACCACCACCUCCCACACAACUUCUACUGGAUUAUCUGGAGUGUCGACGACUUCUGGAACAACUGGAACCACAACUGGAACAUCUGGAGUGUCUACUUCGACGAGCGCAACAGGAUCAACUACAACAACCGGUUCAGAUACCACAACAAACACCAAUGGAAUCUACAGUUCUACCACCCCAACGACAACUCCUGAGCAAACCACCACUUUCCCGUGGGCCACCGGUGGCACGACGAGAAUUCUGCCUUCGGGAGAGAUAAUCCUCUCGGAGUCCCUGAUCGCGUACGAAAACUGUACGACGGUUCUCAUGCAACUCAUUUUCAACCCGGUAACCAACACGACAAGAACGGAGUCAGCGAGGGAUGCCAAUGGAUGCAAGACGUCAACCACGACAUUGAUGAUAUCCACAACUCCAAUGACCACUCCAACUCACUCCAGUACCGCCAAGACAACCACCUACAACUGGCCAACCGGUGGAACGACGAAGAUUCUUCCUUCUGGAGAAAUCAUCUUGUCCGAGUCCCUCAUUGCAUACGAAAACUGUACCACGGUUCUCAUGCAGUUGAUAUUCAAUCCGUCAACCAAUCAGACCAGAACCGAGACGACCACAGAUGAAUACGGCUGCAGAACUUCUACCUCGACCUCCUCAAAGUUCUCCACGACGCCAAUGACGACGACGACUUCGGAACCCGGAACUACUGCAUCAACAUCUUCGAAGACCACCACCUACAACUGGCCUACCGGAGGAACCACAAGGAUUCUGCCUUCUGGAGAGAUCAUCCUCUCUGAGUCCCUGAUCGCCUACAACAACUGUACGACGGUUCUAAUGAAGUUGAUAUACAACCCAAAGACGAACAAAACCAGGACAGAGACGACGUCAGAUGCUGAAGGCUGUAAAGCCACCACUUCCUCUGUCUACAUCACCACGCCAAUCUCUGGAGGAUCCACUACACCAUCUCCAUCUGACGCCACGACAUCUUUCCAGUGGCCAACUGGUGGAACCACACGGAUGUUGCCCUCUGGAGAAAUCAUCAUCUCGGAGUCCUUGAUCGCAUUCAAAAAUUGCACCACCAUCUUAAUGCAGUUGAUAUACAGCCCGAGGACGAACACCACCAGGACAGAGACGACGGCAGAUGCAAACGGAUGUAAAGCGACGUCGACAGGAGCAGUAACCGGAUCUCCAGGAGUAACAUCUCCGAUGGCCACUCCCACAACAACGGAAACUCCAUUCACCUUCCCGGACAGCAAGACAACUCAAAUCUUGCCGAAUGGAGAAAUCAUUCUAUCGGAGUCCCUAACUGCCUAUCCAAAUUGCACAACUGUCCUUAAGCAGUUAAUUUUCAACCCGGCAACCAAUACUACCAGGACAAAGACGUCAUCGGAUGCUCAGGGUUGUAAAGCCACGACCACAACCAAGCCAUCAGCCACCACUCCGAUUCCACCAACGACUACAGCCAAAUCGUCCUCCACCACCCCUGUCGCCUUUAGCACUGCCUCUCCAGUCACCACUACUACCGAGAAAACCACCACCCCGAUUUCACCAACGACUACAACCAAGUCGUCCUCCAGUGGAGCCUCCACCACUGCCGUCCCAGUCACCACUACUACACCUCCACCGACGACUACAACUUCUCCACGACGCAGAACCAGAACCACCACUGCCGUCCCAGUCACUUGUCCGUUUCCAUCCAAUCUCAACCUGCAAUACACUAACCGUCCGACAUCUGAAGAGAUAAAGAAGAACUAUGCAGUUGGGGAACGGAUUAUCCAUAUAUGUAAAAAAUAUUAUAUGCAAGAAUUGUCCAAACAACCACUUCGGAUUUACCAAUGUGGAGAAGACGGGAAAUGGAUUGGAACGUUGCAGAAGUGUGUUUUGGAACCAGGACGAAAAGCAGAGUUGUAG
Messenger RNA from Caenorhabditis remanei, 3555 nucleotides. RefSeq lists its product as uncharacterized. Lineage: Eukaryota; Metazoa; Nematoda; Chromadorea; Rhabditida; Rhabditidae. The transcript is spliced from 20 exons. The record is from RefSeq and is a predicted model, not a curated record. The coding region runs from base 1 to 3555 and encodes 1184 amino acids.